AUGGAGAAAUACACGAAGUUCAUGAUCUACAACUGUGCAGAAUGGGCCCUGGAUUCCCUGCUCAACGGGCUAUAUUCAAAACCACCGUCCUACCUUGAGCGUAAUUCAACAUUCGUGCUGAUUACCAUGUCAGUGGACAAGGUCACAAGACUCGUGCGGCAGUCUGGUAUAGAGCGCAUGGACCCUUCCGAUCCAGAGCUAUCCAGCCGCACCGAGCGCCUCAAGAAGUCGUGUUGCUCGGCAUGCCAACCCACCUGCCUUAUGUGCUGGAUCGUGUUGUCGUUCAUUCGGCUCAGGUACUGGAAGGUGAGCCAGGGGCACAACUUUGUCCAGCUGGAUCGAUGGGGCAACUGGUGCGACAUACCGCUCUUGCCAAUCGACGCGCUCCGGGACGAAAUGAACCGCCACACGGAAUGGAGGUCGAUCCUGGAACAGCAGCAGGCUCAGUCGGUGCCAUCGGACCUGGCUGCUGCGCGCCCAGUGCCACCAGCAGUCGCUGGCCCCUCUGGUCCGCCGUCCGCUGGCCCCUCUACGCGUGCAGCCCCGCCAGUCGCCGGCCCCUCCCGUCCGGCACCCGCCGGCCCCUCCACCCGCAUACCCCGUAGCAGUUGA
This is a messenger RNA of Dacryopinax primogenitus, 612 nucleotides long. RefSeq lists its product as uncharacterized. The record is from RefSeq and is a predicted model, not a curated record. The coding region runs from base 1 to 612 and encodes 203 amino acids. The transcript is spliced from 2 exons. NCBI's taxonomy places the organism in Eukaryota, Fungi, Basidiomycota, Dacrymycetes, Dacrymycetales, Dacrymycetaceae.